AUGGCCUCGCGUUGGGGUUCUCUUGGAGGCAGUGGACGGUGCGCACGGAAGAGCUGUCUCAAGCGCGAGCGGACGUACUCGCCGUGCUUGCCUGGGGAGCGGCCUGUCACGCCACCGCCGUCCAAGCGCCAUGCGCCGCUGGAGGCAUCGGCGCCGGCCUUGGUGGCGCCGCGGGUGAUCCUUCCCCACUCGACACCCGUCCAUCCGACGAGCACCGGGGGCAGCACUGUGGCUCAGGCGGUGGACAUGCCGCAGGCUCAGGGCUCGCCCGCUCCGCUUCGGCGCUCGGUUGUCAAGCGCAUCAACUACCAGCCCCCGGCCGCCCUUGCUCCGCCGCCGCCGCCGUGCGAGCUCCGGGUCGUUGCCUCGCUCCGCGAAGAGGCUGCCCUGCUUGCCUGCCCGCCACUCGCCCGCUUUGAUCUCGGCAACAUGGCUGCGCUUGCACCCACAGGCUCGUUCUCCAUCGCCGCCGCGCUGCCCUCGCCGCUGCCGCCGCCGCCCUCGGCCUCGCGCCCUCUCUUUGUCCAUCGCGCCCGCGCAUCUGCCAUUCUCCACGCUCCGGCUCCAUCAGCAGCGCGACAUCUUGCCGACGCGGAGCUCCGCAGGGCGUAUGCCCGCCCGGCGUCUGCCUCUGCCGACCGAGCGGCGUCGGUGCCGUCGUCGCCAGCGCCGGCGGCGCUCACCCAUGCGCCACCCGGCUGCGACGUGCUCGCCGUCGACCAUGCAGCGUCUCCCACACGAGCAGCAGCGGUGGAGAGUCUUGUUGCCCGCAUGCGGGCCGCCCGCUCGCGCUCUGCUGCUAGUUUGACAAGCCCGGACAAGGUCUCACUCGACUCGCCGUCGCCGUCCCGACCGUGGAGCCCGCCACGGGCGCCGCGGGCUUCGCUGGCGGAGCUCCUAGACGACGCCCGCUCGCCGCUCCCAGUCCCAGUUCCUACCCAAGUCGUCGAUCCGAGCUCUCCGUUGCGCAUCCGCAUCGGCAAGCGCCGCCGCUUCCGCCGCAUGGUCACGCUGGCCACAGAGGUCAAGGAUGAGGUCAAGGCCGUGACCUCGUCGCUCGACUCGGCUGGCAACGACGAUUGCCUCUCCGAUGGCUCGCCGUCAUCGGACUACUCGGGCUAUUCGGCGACCGCGACGUCACCGCCUUCCUCUCCGCCGUCACCGGUCUGGCCGCUAGCGGGCAGCCCGACGCCUCCACCGGCCGAGGAACACUUUCUCACGCCACUCACCGUCCGCCGCUCUGCCACCCGCGAGCCGGCCUCGUCGACGGUCUCGUCUGAAGGCUCGACCUCGGCCCUGACAGCGGUCCAUCGGGCAACACCCAUGGCACUCUCACCAGCACCCGCCUCGUCGAGUUCAUCGUCGUCGACCUCGCUGCGGUUCGGCCUCUCGUCGUCGAGCUCCUCGCCCGACGACGCUGUCUCGGACGUCUCGAUGCUCUCUGCCUAUCACCGCAAUCGAGAGCACCGGCUGUGGCAACGUGGCAACAUUGACUCGGGCGUGGCCAAACGAGUUAUGGAAGAGAUUGAUCCGAAGCAGGCACGCCAGUCACUUGGCACGGCCGAGCUCGAUGCGCUCCUUGACUCGUCAGACGUGUCGACGGCAUCGUCGCCGACGCCUGCGCGCCACGUUGCCAUCCUUCGUAAGCGGAUGGCGGCUGCCAAGCUCAAGAACCACAGGCAUUCGCGCGAGCUUGCGCUCGACGAGUCGCAUGUUGUGCUUGGUGGCCUCUCGCCGGUGCCAGAGGCAAGCGCCUCGCGCGACUCGCUGGCCUCGCUGGCCUCGCAGCGCGAGUCGCUGGCAUCCGUCGUCGCACUCUUGGACACUGUUGAGGCUAGCGACGGCGCCGAGGCACUGCAGCUUGAGUGGUCGUCGGACGAUGGUGAUGCCGCCAGCUCGGUGGGGAGCGCCGUCCACCCCGAGCCGCACCGCGUCUCGCAGCCUCUCACGGCCGAGUCGCUGCAAGCUGCAGUGACUGCCGCACUACCGCCGCAUGUCGACUGGGACGAGGUCGGCAGCGAGUGGAUGGCCGAAUUUGAGUGGGUCGGCAACUUGCCCGCCGACGCGCGCGACGACGAGCUGGUGCUAACGGUCCAGAGAGGGACGCGCAUCCAUUUCCUGGAGGCCUCUAGCGACGGAAACGCCGAGUCUGAGUCCGCGUUGCCGCUGUUUGGCGUCCACAACGGACACUUUGAGCAGUCGUUGUGGUGCAUGACCGAGAGCGGAAAGCCACGGCUUGUGCGCGGGCUUCCGUGGUUAGUUGUGCUGCAUCUCGCGCUGCCACGUGCCCACGAAGCGCCGUUCUUUUUCCUCUUUACGCCGCUACUGAUCCGGAGCGGCUCAAAGGCACGGCAGGGCGUGUCGGCGGCUGGCCUUGCGGCUGUCAUGCUAGAGGCGUUUGAGGCGAGCUCCACACGGGCACAGCUCCGACUCGGCUCGCUGGUCCUCGAGUGGGUCCAUCGGCAUCCGGAGGACUUUAGUGAGUGUCGAGUCGGCGGGCGUCUGCAUGGGCUCAUGUCCAAGAUCGGCGCAAAGCUGAAGCUCAUUCUCCCGCUGUUUGGGACUCGGCUUGAUGCACUGUUCAACCGGGCGCUUGAGCUUGGCGCCAACGGCAAGCACAUUGCCGCGGCCCACGUGUUCGCGCACCAGCCGGGCAUUGAGCUGGUUGCCAUCGGCAGGCGGCAUCCGCUCGACGGCCUCGCGCUGCGGAACAGUCUCGCCACCAGCAUCCAGGUACUGAUUAAUCUGCCUGCGGAGCAGGUGGCUACUGCUCUGACGCUUGUGGACCUCGCCAUGUUUGAGCUUGUGGCAGACCGCGAGAUUGUGCAGCUUGUUCGCGAGCAAGUGGCUACUGGCGGCGCCUCGACUCUCGUCGACGUUCCUGCGGUCGGCGCAGUACUUGCGCGGGCGGUCCACAUCGAGCGGUGGGUCGUGACGUGCGUGUUGGGUGGGAUCUCAUCGACCCGGGUGCUAGAGGCUUUCAUCGAUGUGGCAUGGGAGUGUGUGGCUCUGCGCAACUUUCACACUGCGGUUGCGAUCGCGCGCGGACUCGAGGAUGAGGCCGUGCGGGGGUCAAGGAAGCGUGGCGUGGUUUGA
Thecamonas trahens ATCC 50062 is the source of this 3096-nucleotide messenger RNA. RefSeq lists its product as uncharacterized. Gene Ontology annotation, biological process: small GTPase-mediated signal transduction. Gene Ontology annotation, molecular function: guanyl-nucleotide exchange factor activity. The transcript has 3 exons. Bases 1 to 3096 code for a protein of 1031 amino acids. The record is from RefSeq and is a predicted model, not a curated record. Lineage: Eukaryota; Apusomonadida; Apusomonadidae.